UCGGCGUUAGCCCGGGGUCCAAGCGGCCUCCUCCCCGCGCGCAGAUGGCGCACUCGACGGCCGCCGUGCCGGUGGGCGCGCUGGAGCAGGGCUGCCCUAUCCGCGUGGAGCACGACCGUCGGCGCCGCCAGUUCACUGUCCGGCUCAAUGGAUGUCAUGACCGGGCCGUCCUGCUCUACGAGUAUGUGGGCAAACGGAUCGUGGACCUGCAGCACACAGAGGUUCCUGAUGCCUACCGUGGGCGUGGCAUUGCCAAGCACCUCGCCAAGGCUGCUCUGGACUUCGUGGUGGAGGAGGAUCUGAAGGCCCAUCUCACAUGCUGGUACAUCCAGAAGUAUAUUAAGGAGAACCCACUGCCGCAAUACCUGGAGCGCCUACAGCCGUGACCCCGGCUCGAGG
This is a messenger RNA of Pteropus alecto (black flying fox), 399 nucleotides long. RefSeq names its product N-acetyltransferase domain containing 1 (gene NATD1). The record is from RefSeq and is a predicted model, not a curated record. The transcript has 3 exons. Bases 45 to 386 code for a protein of 113 amino acids. Lineage: Eukaryota; Metazoa; Chordata; Mammalia; Chiroptera; Pteropodidae.